AUGUCUUCUCAAGACUCUUUUCUGAAAGUACUGGGGAGAGUUGAAAGUAUAGAAUUAGAACCUGAGGAAUUAUCAAAUACUUCUGUACUCCCUCCAGUUUCUCAAGAUCCUUCAGUCCUUAUUCUACAAGUCCCAAGAGCAGGAUUUCAGAAAAUGAUAGCUGCAAGAGAGGUAUGUUUUAGAGGAAGUUUUAUUUUCAUUACCAUUAACUAAUAGUUUCAUUCAACUAUAGGAGACAGAACAGCAGCAAAACAGAAUUGAGAUAAGAAAAGAAAUAAAGGAGAAUGAGUUAUCUGGUAAGAAAGCAGUGUUUGAAUGUUGAAAUGUUGACUCUAUAUAUUGAUAAAUAAUAUGCUAGUUAUCUCUACAGGUUCUGUUGCUAGAGAAAAAAAGUAUCUGGAGCAGAGCAGACUAGAAUACCAAAAUGCAGCUUUGAAGCUGCAAUUAUCAGGCAGAAAUCAGUACAUUGAAAAGAUAACUGCACUCUGGGCAGUUCUCUCUGCUUCAUAUCUUGAGGUAAGCUAGUAAUGUUCAUCUAUUGAAUAUGUUUGAAUUUUUCCCAUGGAAAAACUUUCUCAGGGGAAAAGUUUUUUAAUCUGCAAAAGUUUUCUCUCUUUUUUAUAUCCUACCAGUUCUUUAACUUAUUCUUUAGAUUCCACCUCUAAGAUCUCCCAAGCUCUUUCCUGAGGUGUCAGAAAACACUUUAUCUCUUGUUAUUGAAUACCUGUUGAAAAUUUCUACCAAGAAGUCUCACCAGCCAGCUUUAAAAUCCUUGGAUAAUAGCUAUUUUCUUCAGUGUUCUAUUUUAAAGGACAAGGUCAGUGAAGGUACACAUUGGACCAGUGAUCCUGUUAUAGACUCUGCCUUUUCUAUUUUGUUUUUCUUUCCUUCUUUCUCUGAAGAUCAAGCUUGUCAUAUGGCCUUUCUUUCUACUCUUAUCUCUUCUAUUCCUUUCUUUACCAAUUCUAUUAUCUCAGAGCUCAUGCCAACUGCUCUUAAUAAUUUAUACUGUUUUAAUUACUUUCAUCUCUUACACUUUCUUUACUUUCCUUUACUGGUUAAUGGGAAUCACUGGAUUCUUAUCAGAGUUGGUAUUCAAUCUCAUAUUAUUGAAAUCUUGAACUCCUUAGGAGAUUCCUUGGAGUCUAGUAUCUUGAAGGUUUGUCAUCUCUUUCCUUACCAUAUUUACUUUAUAAUCAACCCCUAUAACAGAAAAUAAGGUUUUUCUUAAGACAACUCCAACUAGCCUCUUGGACAGAAGCUCAGAGCAAGAAUAUUGUUUCUCCUCUGACUCCAGCACCUCUUGUUCUAAAGUGGACUAUUCAGCAGCCUAAAGUAACUUCUUUUUCCUUGACAGCUUGAUUUUUUACUAAUUUAAAUCACUCUGGACACCCUAGACAAGACAGGAAUACUCUAGAUUGUGCUUACUUUGU
Molecule: messenger RNA, 1433 nt
Organism: Tuber aestivum (summer truffle)
Lineage: Eukaryota; Fungi; Ascomycota; Pezizomycetes; Pezizales; Tuberaceae
Source: the annotation of a GenBank genome assembly